This is a messenger RNA of Penicillium roqueforti, 255 nucleotides long. RefSeq lists its product as uncharacterized. The transcript is spliced from 2 exons. The record is from RefSeq and is a predicted model, not a curated record. NCBI's taxonomy places the organism in Eukaryota, Fungi, Ascomycota, Eurotiomycetes, Eurotiales, Aspergillaceae. The coding region runs from base 1 to 255 and encodes 84 amino acids.
AUGGUCCGCGGCGCAGAAUACGACAACGGUGUCCCCCAGAGCGACAACCCUAUCGAGAACGGUCCCAACAAGGCCCACGGAAUCGGCAGUGAGCCCGCAGACCUGAGCCGCUCCCACAAGGCUGCCCCUUUGCCAGAGCAGACUGGCUCCGGCCGUGAAGUCCACCCUGGAUUGCCUACCGCUGGAUCGGCGCAUCCCCAAGGUGGUGCUGCACAGCCUGUUUCCCUUGAUGAGAAGAACACUGCUGGAAAAUAA